This is a messenger RNA of Saccharomyces kudriavzevii IFO 1802, 1719 nucleotides long. It is a transcript of the gene ASN2, whose product is annotated as asparagine synthase (glutamine-hydrolyzing) 2. The transcript has a single exon. Bases 1 to 1719 code for a protein of 572 amino acids. Gene Ontology annotation, cellular component: cytosol. NCBI's taxonomy places the organism in Eukaryota, Fungi, Ascomycota, Saccharomycetes, Saccharomycetales, Saccharomycetaceae. The record is from RefSeq and is a predicted model, not a curated record. Gene Ontology annotation, molecular function: asparagine synthase (glutamine-hydrolyzing) activity.
AUGUGUGGCAUCUUUGCAGCCUUCAAACAUGAAGACAUUAAUAGUUUCAAACCAAAAGCUCUACAGCUAUCCAAGAGAAUCAGACACCGUGGUCCAGACUGGUCCGGUAAUGCCGUCAUGAACUCCACCAUCUUUGUUCAUGAAAGGUUAGCUAUUGUUGGUUUAGACUCUGGCGCUCAACCAAUCGCUUCAGCUGACGGCGAAUAUAUGCUUGGUGUCAACGGUGAAAUCUACAACCAUAUUCAACUUAGAGAAAAGUGUUCUGGCUACAAAUUUCAGACCUUCAGUGAUUGUGAACCCAUUAUACCAUUGUAUUUGGAGCACGAUAUCGAUGCUCCAAAACAUUUGGACGGUAUGUUUGCCUUCUGUCUAUAUGAUGCCAAGAAAGAUCGUGUUGUCGCCGCAAGAGACCCUAUCGGUGUCGUUACUUUAUACAUGGGACGUUCUUCCAAGUCUCCAAAAACUGUUUAUUUUGCUUCCGAACUAAAAUGUUUGACUGAUGUUUGUGACAGCAUCAUCUCAUUCCCUCCAGGUCAUGUCUAUGAUUCUGAAACGGACAAGAUUACUCGUUACUUCACUCCAAACUGGCUGGACGAAAAACGAAUUCCAUCUGUCCCUGUUGACUACCAUGCUAUUAGACAUAGCUUGGAAAAAGCUGUCAGAAAGAGAUUAAUGGCUGAAGUUCCAUACGGUGUUCUAUUAUCUGGUGGGCUGGACUCUUCUUUGAUUGCUGCCAUAGCUGCUCGUGAAACCGAGAAAGCUAAUGCCGAUGCCGACGGGGACGCCAGCGUUAACAACAAACAACUUGCAGGUAUCGAUGACCAAGGACAUUUGCACACAUCCGGCUGGUCUCGUCUGCAUUCGUUUGCCGUUGGUUUACCAAAUGCUCCUGAUUUACAGGCUGCGAGAAAAGUUGCCAAGUUCAUUGGUUCUAUUCAUCAUGAACACACCUUUACAUUGCAAGAAGGCCUAGAUGCGUUGGACGAUGUCAUUUACCACUUGGAAACAUAUGAUGUCACCACUAUAAGGGCCUCCACACCAAUGUUCUUAUUAUCUAGAAAGAUCAAGGCUCAAGGUGUUAAGAUGGUUCUUUCCGGUGAAGGUUCAGACGAGAUCUUCGGUGGUUAUCUAUAUUUUGCACAAGCCCCUUCUGCCGCCGAAUUCCAUACAGAAUCUGUGCAACGUGUCAAGAACCUACACUUGGCUGAUUGUUUGAGAGCCAAUAAAUCUACCAUGGCUUGGGGUCUCGAGGCUCGUGUUCCAUUCUUGGACAGAGACUUUUUGCAACUAUGUAUGAACAUUGAUCCAAAAGAUAAGAUGAUCAACCCCAAAGAGGGGCGGAUCGAAAAGUACAUUUUGAGGAAGGCAUUCGACACUACGGAUGAACCAGAGGUCAAACCAUAUCUACCGGAAGAAAUCCUAUGGAGACAAAAAGAACAGUUCUCCGACGGUGUUGGUUAUUCAUGGAUCGACGGAUUGAGGGACACCGCUGAAAGAGUUAUCUCAGACACCAUGUUCGCCAACCCAAAGGCUGACUGGGGCAAUGACAUCCCAACUACGAAGGAGGCUUACUGGUAUAGGCUGAAGUUUGAUGCUUGGUUCCCUCAAAAGACGGCCGCUGAUACCGUCAUGAGAUGGGUACCCAAGGCCGAUUGGGGCUGCGCCGAAGAUCCUUCUGGCAGAUAUGCGAAAAUCCAUGAAAAGCACGUCAGUGCUUAA